Messenger RNA from Culicoides brevitarsis, 1242 nucleotides. It is a transcript of the gene Poxn, whose product is annotated as paired box pox-neuro protein. Gene Ontology annotation, molecular function: RNA polymerase II cis-regulatory region sequence-specific DNA binding; DNA-binding transcription factor activity, RNA polymerase II-specific. Bases 1 to 1242 code for a protein of 413 amino acids. The record is from RefSeq and is a predicted model, not a curated record. NCBI's taxonomy places the organism in Eukaryota, Metazoa, Arthropoda, Insecta, Diptera, Ceratopogonidae. Gene Ontology annotation, biological process: regulation of transcription by RNA polymerase II; anatomical structure development. The transcript has 5 exons.
AUGCCUCAUACAGGCCAAGCUGGAGUCAAUCAACUUGGAGGAGUCUUCGUCAACGGGAGACCAUUGCCGGAUUGCGUGCGUCGUCGCAUCGUUGAGCUGGCUCUCAUGGGUGUUCGACCCUGUGACAUUUCGCGACAAUUACUCGUGUCGCAUGGAUGCGUUUCGAAGAUCCUCACACGAUUCUACGAAACUGGAUCAAUACGACCCGGAUCGAUUGGCGGCAGCAAAACGAAGCAAGUGGCAACUCCAACAGUCGUCAAGAAAAUCCUCCGUUUCAAGCAGGAAAAUCCGGGAAUGUUUGCAUGGGAAAUCCGCGAUCAACUAAUUUCCCAACGUAUUUGCGAUCCCAACACAAUUCCCUCCGUCAGCUCAGUCAAUCGUAUCUUGCGCAACGGCGGCUUGUGGACAGAUGAUAUCACUUCGAGCAAUCUCAAUAAUGGUCAUGCUAAACCACCAUAUCCGUCAAACACAAGUUCCGUAACAAUUCCAACGUCAAAUCCUCCACACACGUCUCAAACUUCCUUUUCGCCACAUUCGUCGAAUCAAUCGCCGCCAUCAUCGCGACUUCCAAACGCUUUUUCGAUGCCGCCCGGAAUGUACGGAACACAACGCGCAGGUCCCUCAACUGCUCCAAUGGUAACUGCCGCCGCUCGUAAGGAGCCUCCCGCAGCUCGAGGUGACCCCAAAACCAUGCUUUCAUCCCCAAUCGACUUUCACAACUUGCCGAAACACUGGAUUUGGAACACCACAAGUUUGCUGUAUGCCUCGUACGCUUCCUCCAGCGAGCAACUUCAUCGUUCGGGCAAUCAGGAGUUGCUCUAUAACGCAAUUCCCGGCAGUGCUUUUACGAGUUUGCGUGCGCCGCAUGCAACGUUGCCCGAAAGUUAUCGAAAUGCGGUGAUCGGAAGUCCCGUAAUGGCUGCGGCGGGACGAGAAAGUGUCGAUUUGGUGACAAAUAGCGAUGAUUCACAAACGGAAAAUUACGAUGUGAAGGUCGAAAUUGACGACGACACAAAGAAACUCAAUAAUAACAACAACAACAACUGCAGCAAGAAACGCAAUCCGUACUCCAUUGAAGAAAUCCUCAAGAAACCCGGAAAACGCAUAAGAUUGAAUGUUGAGGUCACCACAACGCCCAAAACGCAAGUUGCAGAAACAGUUUUUCACAGAAAUUCUCAAAAUAGUGACACGGAAGAUAGUAUCGAUGUUGAAGACGAACAGAAAAUCGAAGUUUGUGAUUAA